UUGCGUAGGAAAGCAUGCCACGGGAUUACGUGUCCCAUUUUGCCGUUUAGAGUUUGUCCUAAAGUCCAAGGUCUCCUCUUUCAUUUCGAUUUUUCGUGCCAAAAUCCUCAACUUUCAAUUUUCAAAACCCUAAUGCACAGAAGGAAAAAAAAAAAAAAAUCUGUCAGUUUCAAUUUCUCUCUUUCUUUUGCUUGUUGGUUCGACUACAGCAGGCGCAGUUCUCCAACUCAGAGAGCAGAAUUAAAUGAGGGGAGAGGGGGCUUCGAGGAAUUACUCUAUGCCUAGAGGUCAUUCUGGGAAGAAAGGAAUGAGAAGUUGCCAGAUAGGAGGGAAUUUCGACAAUGUUGUUAUUAUUGAUGUUGACAGUGGUUUUGAUAAUGUUAUUAUCAUUGAUAUUCCCGAGUCUUUACAGCAAAAGUCAAGAGGCUCGAGUGUGCUUAAAGAAGGCAAAACAUUUCCGAUUCAGGGGAUUAUAAGCAUUGAUGACGAUGAUGAACGUGAUUUUGUGGAACAUCCUGAACUUAAUUUGAAAAAUGGUGUUGGCUCGGAUAACAGUGAGACUCCAAGCAAAAAUAAACCUGCCACUGACUGUAUGAAGAAAUCUGAAGAUGUGGAUGCUGAUGAUUGCCAAGUGGUCCUGGAAAAGAGACCUGCGUUCAAAUUAUCUAAGUGCAAGAAAACUUAUACCAAGAAAUCUCCCCCUAGAAAUCGUUAUGGCUUGAAUUCUGAUUCUGAGAGUGAUUCAUCUGAAAGCAGUUCCUCAGAUUUUGAAGUUAUGGAAGGUUCUUCCUGUGACCUUCGUGAUCAGUGGGAAAAAGCUUCCUUAAAUAGGAAAUCAAAUAACUAUGAUAAGGGCCAUUCUGGCCCAGAGGAUCAGGCAAGUCCCAGCAGUUCCACAAAUGAUACUCAUACAAACGUUGGUGUGGAAAACAGGACUAAACAAAAUCCAGAACCCCCUGUCUCCCAUUCAGAAAAUGUAAAUUUUCAGGAUGUAGUUUCAUCUAAAUUUAGAGCUACUAAAGAUGGGUUUUCAGAUGGUGGUUUCAAUCCCUGGAUGGAAUAUUCUUUUGCAAAAUCUCGUCAAAAUAUUAACAAGGAAAAUUUUUCGUGUUGGUGGAAAUCAGAGUCAAGAGAGAAUACUGGCUUUCGCAGGAAAGCUGGGAUUCACUCUGGAGGAGAGACAUAUGUGGAAGAUCGGGAUGUUUGUUAUGACGAGUGUCAAAGUGGGAAUGGAUAUGGCAUUAGAAUUCAGAAUGAAAGAAAAGGCCCUCCUGGACCUCCUCCAUGGUCCAUUUAUAAAGGGGAAAAUAAUCAGUGUCCUGACACAAGUUGUUUUCAGCAUAGUGAACAAAAAAUGGCUGGAGAGCGUUCUUUUCCAAGUUCCCAGGUAAAGCAUAAUGUAGAAUCCAACUGUAAGAGUGCUACUAUUCCAGAUGUAGAUGCUUCUUUCUACUGGAGUCAGGGUGAAAUUCACAGUGAUGAUCACACAAGAGUUGUCUCCAUGGAGAAAGAUAGCAAAUUAACCUGUGAAGCGUCUAGCUUUGAACAAUCUAAAAGUAUUGCUUCCAAAGAGAAAGAUAAACUAGUAUCUGGGACUUUGCUUCCUGUACAAGAAACAAAUCCGCUUACUACAUCCACUUCUAACAUUCCAAGUUACAAUGGGAAGGAUCCAUCAUAUGCUCCUUCUGAUGAUGCUAUUGCUCCUAUUCAAGGAGAUAUUAUCAAUGAGCGAGAAAAGCUCAAGGAGACUGAAGCAUACAAGCGAGCCAUAGAAGAAGAAUGGGCAGCCAGGCAGCGAGAACUACAAAUUCAGGCAGAAGAGGCGCAGAGAUUGCGGAAGAGAAAAAAAGCUGAAAGUUUGCGUAUUUUAGACAUGGAGAAACGGCAAAGGCAGCGUGUUGAAGAAGUGAGAGAGACACAAAGGAAGGAUGAGGAAAAUUUGAACAUAAAGGAGAUUCUUCGUGCUGAAGUGAGGAAGGAGCUUUGCCAAAUGGAAAAUACAUGCAUUGACAUGGCUUCAUUACUUCGUGGCUUGGGUAUCCAAGUAGGAGGUGGAUUCCAUCCCUUGUCCCAUGAGGUGCAUGCUGCUUAUAAGCGAGCCUUGUUGAAGUUUCAUCCUGAUCGCGCAUCAAAAAUUGACAUUCGUCAACAGGUUGAGGCUGAGGAAAAGUUUAAGCUUAUUUCUCGCAUGAAGGAGAAAUUUUUAUCCACUUCAUGUCACUGAGUGCUAACAGAAGGUUAAUAUACCAUUUUUUGAUUUAGAUUUAAUUUGGUGGGAAUUUGUUGUAGCUACUGCUGCUACCAUUAGAAGUGUUUAUAUUGUGGGUAACAUUUUUUCGGCUGUCUCACUCACCAGGUGGGCAGAUCAUAUUUGUAAAGCAGUUAUCAUUUGUUGUUACAGAAGUAAUCAUCAUCUGAAAAUGUUCUCCUCCGAGAAGUUCUGAUUUGUACCAUCUGGGUUAAACGGGUGUAUGAGGUAGGGGGAGCUGUCCGAUUUCCAGCAGUUGGUAUUACACUUGUGCAGUCCAAAUGAUAGAUUGACCUUCUAAAGUGAAUGAAAUUAUCCUUGCCUUUUUGGCAAAAUCUGCCCUUU
Jatropha curcas is the source of this 2593-nucleotide messenger RNA. RefSeq lists its product as uncharacterized. The record is from RefSeq and is a predicted model, not a curated record. NCBI's taxonomy places the organism in Eukaryota, Viridiplantae, Streptophyta, Magnoliopsida, Malpighiales, Euphorbiaceae.